ACGACGUUUGGACGUUAACGAUGAACGAUAAAGGCGCGCGGUCGCCGCGGCCACGUUGUGACGCGCGACACGUGUUUGCGUUCUCGGGUAACGAAGAAAAGGCGCGUGUCUGUGCCGCGGGAGCCUCUGCCGCUGCAAACACGAAUUAGGCGCGCGCGGCGCUCGCGGGACCGGGGACUCACACACACACGCACACACGCGCACACACACGCACACACGCGCACACACACACACACCGCACGGAGGAGCAGGACCACGCUGCUUCCUGCAGGCUCCCGAGCUCGACAUGGAUACGGGGCGUUGCUUCAGUGGUCCGGAGGCGCUCGAGGACUCCCGCCAUGCUCUGACGCUCAUAAAGCAGCUGAAGUGUUUCUACGACUCGCAGCUCCUCGCCGACGUUACCAUCGAGGUGCUCGCGGAGCAGGACCCGGUGGGGCCCGGCGUGGCCUCCGGAGCGUCCGCGGGGAAACUCUUCCCGUGCCACCGCAACGUGCUGGCCGCCGCGAGCGCGUACUUCAGGAGCAUGUUCACGGGGGGGCUGCACGAGAGCUCCCAGAGCAAGGUCUCCAUCCGCGGCGUGGACGCGGACUCCAUGGCCGCGAUACUCGACUACUGUUACACGGGCAAGGUGGCGGUGACGGAGAGCAGCGUGCAGAGGCUGUACGCCGCGGCCAACAUGCUGCAGCUGGACUAUGUCCGGCAUGCCUGUGCUGACUUCAUGACCAGAAGGCUGGACAUCUCCAACUGUGCAGGGAUUUUGAAAUUUGCAGACACAUUUGACAAUCUUGACCUGAAAAGUAAAGCUCAGGCAUUCAUAGCAAAACAUUUCGCCCAACUUAGCGCAAGUGGUAAGGAGCUGUGUGAACUGGACAUGAAACAAAUGAAAGAGAUCCUUACUCUGGAUUCCCUAGACGUGGACUGUGAGAGGAAAGUGUGCUCUGUUGCAGUGCACUGGAUUGAACGUAACUUGCGUGCUGAAACGGAGGAUGCGUUGCACAUCCUGAAAUGCGUCCGAUGGCCGCUGUUCACGGAGAAGGAUAGGGUUUACAUGGACAGCCUUAAGUCCAAGCCUUUUAUACAGAAACAUCUUUCUAGUUUGCUAGAUCUGACCAGCACUGGAGACAGCAGUGUGAUUUCAAAAGGCAUGCAUCUCACAAAACAGAGAAUUGGAAAAUCUGCAAAAGAAAUGGUCCUGUUCUUUGGGCGACCAAAUGAACCUUUCAUGUGUUAUGAUCCUUAUACAGAAGAAAUCUACUCCAUGGCUUCCCCUGUGAUUAAUCUCAGCAGUCAGAACUUCAAACGUCCUCCCAUGGAGACAUUUUUAGUCUGUGCAACACCAGAGAAUAACCUGUAUCUGGCCUCACACCUGUCAAAGAAUUUCUGGGUUUAUAACGCUUUGUUGAACUGUUGGCAGGAGCUGGCUGAGAGACUUCUAGGGAGGCUGCAUUCAUAUAUGGGCUACCUCAGUGGGCACCUUUACAUUCUGGGUGGCAGAGACCCUGUAUCUGAUGCCAGGCUGAAGGAGGUGGAGUGUUAUAGUAUUCAGAGAAACCAGUGGGCAUUUGUUGCCACUCUGCCUCACUCCUUAGGAAAGAUGCAAGUUGUGACAGUCAAUGAGAGACUUUAUGUGGUGAACAAGAGGCGAAUGCUGUGCUAUGAGCCCCAGCUAAACCACUGGACCCAGCGUGGCUCCUUAAAACGCAACAAGCUCCACAGAGCCUGCGUCUUUCAGGAGCAGAUCAUCUGCCUGUGCGACAUCCCAGUGGUGAAAGCAUACAACCCUACCCGAGGGGAAUGGAGACGCAUGGGGGACAUUCCCAUGGACAGCAGUGCCCUCAACUACCAGGUGGUGCAGCACAACAACAAACUGCUGCUGCUGACUCUGGCCAUCGUACACCACAACAAGAACAGGCUUGUGGUGCACGAGUAUGACCCCCUUAGAGACACGUGGAACAAUGUGGUGACCAUGUUUGGGUGUUCAUUUGGGUCCUUGAGUCUGUCUGCCCGCAUGUACACAGCAUGCCUCAGCUCUGGACACGGCUUCGUUACGGAGGAGGAUGACGACAGCGGCUCCAGUGUAGACUGGGACUUUGAUGGGUUGACUGACGCAGACUCAGAUUCUGGAAGCUCAAGCUCUUUUUCAGAUGAGAAUUGGUAGAAAACCUCAUAUCUGGCACUUGUUGUGUCAAAUGCAGCGCUUUACAUAGGAGAUAAACAAGGUAUUACAACCCUUUCUGAAGAUAUAUGUGUUACUAAACUGUAAUUAUAUUACUUGUCUAGCCAUAAGUUACUUUUUACCAAUUGUGUACCAGUAGAGGGGAUGUAAUGUUACUUGAAUUGACAUGGUAUUUGUAUUAGAAUUAUAUAAUCAUACGGUACUGUGAUUACAAACGUCUGAAGCUGAUAAAUUAUUUUCUCAGGAUUAUAAUGCCAAUUUGGUAAAAUGCUGUUAGUGUAUGAACAGUGUCAGUUGUUUAUGCAGCUACAGAGCAGUAUUAAUACACUUUUGAGUAAUGAAAAUUUACAUUUUGUUUUAUUCUUGCUAUAUAUAUUUGCUUGUUAUAUUGAGACAAACUAUAUUUUUCCAUCAUUUUGUGCAUUUGUCUGUAGAACAUGAAUAUUUGCCCUAUUUAUAGCCUCUGUUUGGACCUAAAUAAAUAUCCUUUUUUUCUGUU
This is a messenger RNA of Electrophorus electricus (electric eel), 2675 nucleotides long. RefSeq names its product kelch repeat and BTB (POZ) domain containing 7 (gene kbtbd7). The record is from RefSeq and is a predicted model, not a curated record. Gene Ontology annotation, molecular function: protein binding. NCBI's taxonomy places the organism in Eukaryota, Metazoa, Chordata, Actinopteri, Gymnotiformes, Gymnotidae.